Molecule: messenger RNA, 1280 nt
Organism: Tribolium castaneum (red flour beetle)
Lineage: Eukaryota; Metazoa; Arthropoda; Insecta; Coleoptera; Tenebrionidae
Product: nucleoporin NUP42
Exons: 2
Coding region: 61-1131 (356 amino acids)
Molecular function (GO): metal ion binding
Source: RefSeq, a predicted model, not a curated record
GUUGUAUAGUAAGUAACCUCAACAAUUUUUCAGAUCUAACAAUUUUUUCCUCUUUUUGCGAUGGUUGUUUGCAAGUAUUUUUUGCAAGGUACUUGCAGAUUUGGUGAAAAUUGUAAAUUUGAACAUCAAAUCAGUGCAGAUCACAGUUACGCCGGUUCUCAGUCGGUUUUAGUCCAAAAUUACGCAAACAAACCAGCACCCCAGAAUGCGUCAACUGCUGUUGAUACAAACACUUUGGUGAAAGCAGUAGUGAAUGAUAUGACUUGUGCAGAAAAGGGUGGCCAAUGGCUCUUAUCGUCAUAUUCCCCAUUUCGUGACAAGCCCCAGUUUCCCGGUUUUGAAGAUCACAGUAUGGAAGAAAUCAGAUAUUUAUUUUACGAAUCAGCCAAAAACGGCACUAUUGAACAAUUCAAACAAAAUUUGCAAAUGAUGUUACAACAGGCAAUAACGAAAAUCAAAGCCUUGCAAAACCCCUCACUUGAUGUUAUUAACAUACUAAAAAAUAUCUACAAUACUCCACCAUCAAAUCAAACGCAAAAUUCGAUUUUUGGAGGCUCCCAGAUGCAGCAAAAACCCGCUUUUGGUAACACAACUCAACCAAGUGGAAUUUUCGGCGGGGUUCAAACACAGAGUGUGUUUGCUGCUAAUAAGGUCCCUAAUCCAAUUUUUGGAGAACAACAAAACAUUCAAAAUAAAUCGAUUUUCGCACAAGCCUCAACACAAGCGAGUAACUCAAUGUUUGGGGCACCAUUUCCGCAAAAUACGACGCAGCCCCAACAAAAUAUUUUCCAACAACAGCCUCCCCCUUUUGUCGCAGCACAACAGCCCCCCUCAACUAGUCAUUUUGGGAGUGUAAAUCAAUUUACGGCACAACAGUUUGGGGAUACAACGAGUAAUAAACCGGCGGCGUUUCAACAUACUCAAAGUAUUUUUGGCAAUUUUGGAAUGCAACAGCAGGAACAAAAUGUGUUUGGUGGCGCACCUCAUCAGACUAAACCAAAUCAAGAUUUUUACUCCAAGUUGGAAGAUUUGACUGAAGAGGAGAUAAAGUGGUUCCAAAGUGAUAAUUUAGACAUGUUAAAGAUACCGGAAAAACCGCCAACGUAUGAAAUGUGCUUCAAGGUGCAAUAAGUUUUCAAGUACUACGAGAUUUUACUGUUUAUUUUUUGAUUGAAUAACAAACAUAAUAAAUCAAUAUUUUUUUUGGCCAAAAAUAUUUUUUUAAAUCGUCUAUUUAACAUAAAAUUAACAAGUUUUUAAUAAAUUAAUUAUUAAGCUAA